AUGCCUAGCGGUGCUCUGGAAGAAUGGCAAGAAAUCCAAACUGGUCUGUCAAGCGCAGAGCACUCAGAGACAGAUCCGUCAAAUGCACCGUCUGUUUUCUCUUUGGCGACUCUGCCAUCGACUACUAUGACAACAGACACGCGAUUGACGGUAGACGAGAUGCAGACAGCGAUUGAAGAGCUUGUCAGCAUCUUCUUCGACGAUACACAAAUGGCCGCCCUAUAUGAGCGGGUUCUCUUGGAAAGGGAAGUUCCAUUGGAACGUUUUGUCCGGAACUUUCGACGACUGAUAAAGCGAUUCGCUAUGGAUCUUCAAGAGGAAGCGCGAGAAGCCAUUGAUCUUGAUCUUGCACAAUUGAUCUCGGCCAGGGCUCGUCUCAUUUCUGACAAGAUUGGAAACAAGCUUGAGUUGAAAUACUUCAAUGAAACCCAACCCCAGCGCCAUAUCCUCCCCAAUCCGAACCUCAUAAUUCGUGUUAAAUACCAGCACUCGAUGCUAGACGAUAUUCAUGAAUCAAGCAGUGACGAGGAUGACGAACGGCCGGAGAGGAUUACCGCAUUAGUGUCUCAUGGUCGAAGCUUUAUCCUGGAAAGCGCUGCAUUUGAUAACCUACGACUAGAACUGAGGAAAUUUGUUAUUCCUAAUGGCUUGGAGGAAAAACCAGGUAUCAAUAUUCAAGGUGGGAUGUUUGAAAUUCUCAGGGGCAUUUUCCUCUGGUAUGCUCACGCCUGGGGACUUCCAUCAAUAGAUUGGGCCACAAGGAGAGCGGGAUUCUGGGCAAGGUGCGUGGAAGGAUAUCGAUACUGGAAGAAGCUUCUCCAAUUCUUCCUGGGAGAAGAGGAUAUUCCAGAGAAGCAUAAGCGGUUCAGGUGGAUAAACCGACACGGCAAGAGACUUUACGAUGACUAUGUUGAACAUGAACCCGGCGCACUUCAUGUUCUUCAAGAAUAUUUGCAGGCAACCACAAUGCCAAAUUCACCUGUGGGCGAUGGCAGUCAAAGCCAAGGCAUCUCCUCUGCAGCUGUUCGGUACACACCAGGUUCCAGCGGUCUUCAAGCAAGAGCCUCUACAUCUACCACUUCGUCUGGCGAUAUCACCGACCAAUCUAUUGCCACUCCCACCAGUCAGCCUGCUGUAGCCUCUCAAGGCAUAGGAACUGGCAAUCGAGCAUCACGUCCACUUCUCCUGCUCUCUUGCAUUGAGCGCCGUGGCCGGCCAACAACGUUGCAUCAAGAGUAUGUGACAGAUAUUACCGACGAUCGACAACUCUUCCAUACACUACGAAAGAUCUACUACAGUCACCGACGAAAGUUUGAAUCAUUUUGGUCCUUGCGAACAUUGCAUAGUAUCCAUUUCAUGAAAUUCCUUUACGCCGAUACAAACUACAUAGACAUCCGCUGCCAUCCUGAAAUCUGCAUCCCCGGCCAACCAUGCUCCUGCAUCCCACCAGCAACCCUCGUCCCCCCGCUCGGCUCAACAUACCAAUGCCGCCCCAUCCCAUCAAAACACUCACCACCUAUCGGACCACGCCUAAUGAUGGAUUUCUUCGCCGACCCAGACAGUCGAGUUCCAGGCUCAGACCUCGUCAUGCAACAACUACCCAAGAAACUAGAUACCGAGCUGACCUCUGACGGUAUCGAGGUCACAGAGGCGUGGGGCAUAUUUUACCGGGAGGAGUGGAAUUGGAGACGUAUCUGGGGCACACUGGGGUUUGCUUUUUUCCCGCCGAGUCUUCUUUUUGGUGUCUUGUGGGGAAUUUUGAGGAAGGAUAUUCAGGGGGCGUUUGGGGUUGCGAGUUGGUGGAUGGCUGGGGCGACGAUUUUUAUUGGGAUUGUUGGGACUUCUGUAUAG
Penicillium daleae is the source of this 1851-nucleotide messenger RNA. RefSeq lists its product as uncharacterized. The transcript is spliced from 3 exons. Bases 1 to 1851 code for a protein of 616 amino acids. The record is from RefSeq and is a predicted model, not a curated record. NCBI's taxonomy places the organism in Eukaryota, Fungi, Ascomycota, Eurotiomycetes, Eurotiales, Aspergillaceae.